Messenger RNA from Rhizophagus irregularis DAOM 181602=DAOM 197198, 528 nucleotides. The record is from RefSeq and is a predicted model, not a curated record. Lineage: Eukaryota; Fungi; Glomeromycota; Glomeromycetes; Glomerales; Glomeraceae.
AUGGAUUCUCAUACUGGAACUUUUAAUGCUACUGAAAUUGAAAAAGUUUUGACUUUAAUUGGCCCAGAGAAAUUUGCAGCUGUAGUAUCAGAUGCUGAAUCAGCAAUGCAAAUGGCAAGAAGACUAAUUACUGAAAAUCAAACCAGUACAUGUUAUACCCCAAUACUAUCAGAUGUGGAAAUGACUACUGUUGAUCUAACUGUGACACCCGAAACUUCCCAGAAGAAAGAUAAACAAAAGGCGCGUGUUGCAGGAGAUAAACAAGUUAUACACCAAUCAUUUACGGCAAAUCCUGAGGCACAAACCCUGGACAAACAAAAUACCCUUUUUUGGGGGGCAAAAACUACCGCACCUGGGGUCACACAUAUACUGACUGGAUACAGAGAAGCCGAUGAUGAGCGAAAGCAAGUCAGAGACAUUAUUGUAUACGACAUUCUGUAUACCUGGGAUGUUGAAAAAAUCUUAGGAGAAUUAACGAUAUGCGGCAAAACUAUUAAGUUGUCAUUAAAAUGGCAACACAAAUAUUAG